This is a messenger RNA of Lentinula edodes (shiitake mushroom), 1106 nucleotides long. RefSeq lists its product as uncharacterized. Gene Ontology annotation, biological process: protein folding in endoplasmic reticulum. Bases 45 to 962 code for a protein of 305 amino acids. The record is from RefSeq and is a predicted model, not a curated record. Lineage: Eukaryota; Fungi; Basidiomycota; Agaricomycetes; Agaricales; Omphalotaceae. Gene Ontology annotation, molecular function: protein binding. Gene Ontology annotation, cellular component: EMC complex. The transcript is spliced from 6 exons.
UCGUCCAGCUUAUCUAAUCAUACUCUUUCCUUAACCCCCUCGUCAUGUCAGCUUCAUUCGGAUCUGCCUUGCAUUCCCUCGCGAAUUAUCGCGCACACAACACUAGAGCCUCACAGGAAGUCCUUGAGAAAGGCAAGCUACUACUAAACUCCAACGCAGCGUCAAAGUUGGGUGAUGAUGCGUGGGCUUUCCUGGAGCAGCUGGCCUUGGCCGCAAUAGAUGUAGCCAAGUACGACGUUGCAGAUGAAUGUAUACGGCAAUUAGCAGCUAAAUUCCCUGAGUCGCCACGAGUUGAUGUAUUGACUGGUAUUCGCAUGGAAGCUACCCAGCCUCCAGAAACUGUACUCAAGUUUUACGAGGAGCUCCUUGAAGCAGACUCAUCUAACGCUGCCAUAUAUAAACGGCAAAUAUCAGUUCUAAUAAGGACAGGAAAGGUUGAGCAAGCUGUUCUGAAACUCUCGGAAUACCUCGAUACCUUUUACUCCGAUGUAGAGGGCUGGGUAGAGCUGGCAGAAUUGUAUAGUUCAUGCAACCAAUACACGUUUGCAACCCAAGCGCUCUCUCAUGCUUUGCUCUUAGCACCUCAAAAUCCAUUCUACGUCCUACAAUUCGCAGAAACUGCUUACAGCGCGGAUGACAUUCCCCUUGCUGUAAAAAUGUUCAUGCUUGCGAUAGAUACUGUGGAUAGGCACACUUCCGAUGAGUCCAUACCUACCGGUGUGAGCAUCAGGGCUUGGUACGGGGUGAAACUAUGUUGUCGUGUACUUUCCGAGAGGUCCUGUUCUUCGGCAUCGGAGACGCCGCUACCCAAAAACCUGAAUCUGUUGGACGAAUUAGCCACCGACCGCGUUCUGACAGCCUACUCGGCAGGUGGAACAGACAACGCGACGGGUCGGGAGCUCGUAUUUUCCUGGAUGGGCCCAUCAGAUCGGUCUGGCAGUCGCCUUCAUUUUGUUCACUGAGUACUGAUUGAGUACAUGUUUCUACUACACGUAGUUUUCGAUGCAUUUGGAUUUACCGUACCAUGUAUAUAUAUAUUGUCGUAUGGUGUAUAUGUAAGGAGACAUUACAGAAUAAACAUUGCGCAGGAAGACGACAGAUACGAA